GCAGUCGGGUGACGUGGCUGAAGGUUGCGGACGAUGCGCUGAAGGAGUUUGCUUUUUCACCGUUUGAUCAAUCGCUGACAGCAGCGACUGGAGGCUGUGCGCCACGUGACUCCCAACAACCAAUCGGAUGCCUUUGCGUUGAGUAUUCGUGAAAAGCUUACGCCAUAUGCGUACGAUAGCAUCCCUAAAACUGCCUCUGUCAUACAACCAGGAAGAAGGUGGGAUAGCCCUACAAAGCUGACAUCCCAGAUCUUUCUACAUACUUUCUCCGACAAUGACGGGCUCCUCCAGGUGGAAGGUGGCAGCGGCGGCCCUUCUUGUUGUCGUGGGCUCUUUAUUAUGUGUGGACGCAGAUGAACAUGAACACACGUACGUAGAUAAAGAGGAGGUAGUUUUAUGGAUGAACACAGUGGGGCCUUACCACAACCGACAGGAGACGUACAAGUAUUUCUCCUUGCCGUUCUGCGCGGGCUCCAAGAAGACCAUCAGUCAUUACCAUGAAACCCUUGGAGAGGCUCUGCAAGGAGUGGAGCUCGAAUUCAGCGGCCUCGACAUCAAGUUCAGAGAUGAAGUCAUGCAGACGACAUACUGUGAGAUUGACCUGGACAAAGCCAAACGGGAUGCAUUCGUGUAUGCCAUAAAGAAUCACUACUGGUACCAAAUGUACAUCGAUGACCUGCCGAUCUGGGGUAUUGUUGGUGAGGCCGAUGAAAACGGAGAGGAUCAUUAUCUGUGGACGUACAAGAAACUGGAGAUCGGCUUCAACGGCAACAGAAUCGUAGACGUGAAUUUGACGAGUGAAGGGAAAGUCCGACUUGUGCCAAACACAAAAAUUGGGAUGUCUUAUUCUGUGAAGUGGAAGAAAUCUGAUGUGAAGUUUGAAGACAGAUUCGACAAGUACCUCGACCCGUCCUUCUUCCAACACAGGAUUCAUUGGUUCUCCAUCUUCAACUCCUUCAUGAUGGUCAUCUUCCUGGUUGGCCUGGUGUCCAUGAUCCUGAUGAGAACACUCAGAAAAGAUUAUGCCAGAUACAGCAAAGAGGAGGAAAUGGAUGACAUGGACAGAGACCUGGGAGAUGAGUACGGGUGGAAGCAGGUACAUGGUGAUGUGUUCAGGCCAUCAAGUCACCCACUGAUCUUCUCUUCGCUCAUCGGCUCCGGCUGCCAGAUUUUCUCUGUCUCCCUCAUCGUCAUCAUCGUAGCUAUGGUUGAAGAUCUGUACACAGAGAGAGGAUCCAUGCUGAGCACAGCCAUCUUUGUGUACGCAGCCACCUCUCCGGUCAACGGCUACUUCGGAGGAAGCUUGUAUGCAAAACAAGGAGGCAGAAGAUGGAUUAAACAAAUGUUCAUCGGGGCGUUCCUGAUUCCAGCCAUGGUGUGCGGAACUGCGUUUUUCAUCAACUUCAUCGCCAUCUACUAUCACGCCUCCAGAGCCAUCCCGUUUGGCACCAUGGUUGCCGUCUGCUGCAUCUGCUUCUUUGUCAUCCUGCCACUAAACCUUGUGGGAACAAUCCUCGGGAGGAAUCUGUCCGGCCAGCCAAACUUCCCCUGCAGAGUUAACGCUGUGCCUCGACCAAUCCCGGAGAAGAAAUGGUUCAUGGAGCCAGCUGUCAUCGUCUGCCUCGGAGGAAUCCUUCCAUUUGGGUCCAUUUUCAUUGAAAUGUACUUUAUCUUCACGUCAUUUUGGGCCUAUAAAAUCUACUACGUGUACGGCUUCAUGAUGCUUGUCCUGGUGAUCCUGUGCAUCGUGACCGUGUGUGUCACCAUCGUGUGUACAUACUUCCUGCUCAAUGCUGAGGACUACAGAUGGCAAUGGACAAGCUUCCUCUCCGCUGCAUCCACUGCUGUCUAUGUUUACAUGUACUCCUUUUACUACUACUUUUUCAAAACCAAGAUGUACGGAUUGUUCCAGACAUCUUUCUACUUCGGCUACAUGGCUGUGUUCAGCACUGCUCUAGGAAUCAUGUGUGGUGCUGUGGGAUACAUGGGAACAAGUGCCUUCGUGAGGAAGAUCUACACAAAUGUGAAAAUUGACUGACUAAACAGCAAAGCAACAACACAGGGAUAUUAAAAGAUUUUGCCUGGGCGUAUCCCGAGAGACGGCGGGCACAAAUCAUUCUUUAUUACUUUUCUUUCUUGCAAAGAGAUUAUGAGAAUCUCACUUUGUACAAUGUAGUUUUUCCAUUUUAUGAAUGAAUUUCAGCGCCGUAACUUAAAGUGAACCAGAGCAAAUCUGCAAAAAAGAAAAAAAGAUCAACACAAGGUUCUGUUUUUAUCUGUUGCUUUCACAAAAACGUUGAGGCAAAUGUUUAAGGCUGACAUGGCUUCUCUUUCCAACCCAGUCCCACCUGAGACCACAGAACAUACAUGUGUAUUGAUGGCAUUAGUGUAGCUCUCUUCAGUGAAGAGGCCGAAGUGUAUUGAAAGCCUUUGUUCUAUUGUGUCAGAAUAUUGGAGAGUUGGGUUUGUGCCCAUGUUUUCACUUGAUUUCUAUUUUGUAUUCUUGAAGUCACCUGAAAUAUUGUUUCUACAUACGACCGUUAUGUUUGAUUCACUUCCAACUCCAAAAGAUGAUAUACUAAAAGUUUGCCACUCAGAGACCAUCCCCCCUUUUCAACAACUCUUGAGUCCCUUCUACAGUAGCAGUCCAUCCAGUCCAACGAUUUUAGUCCUGCUGUAGUUUACUGUACAGACGAGAGCGAGGGCCUGAUCAACCGCUGAGGUACAGUAAGAAACCGAUUUUUAAAUGGAUGUUUGAUGUGAUCUCAUUUCCUUGUUUUGUCUGGGUUUUCUUAAUGUUUGGGUUUGAAUGAAGUCUACUUGUAAAGAUAAUAUAUGGAUCGGGGGGAGUGUAUAUAACCUUAAUAAUGUAACUCUAGAUGUAGAUCCCAGAUGUAUUUUCGUUGUACAGAUUUACUACAGGGUGUUUUUUUUAAAUGAUUCAUUCAAGUUUAAAGAAGUUGCUUUUUUUGGUCUUUGUUUGGUGCUUGGGAUGGGGCUGGUGGCGCUGUUACAUCUUGCCUGAAAUUGCAUGAAGUUUCACCAAACAAUGUGCUCAUCGAACUACACUUCAGUCAGCGCUGUCAGGUUUGUUUUCUCCUCCGACUCAAAAUGUAGACGGUACAUUUUGACGGCUGGUAGGCCUGCGUAUGGGCACUGUUCUUAUUCUUUCUUUCAUAUAUUAUUUAAAGCUUUAAAAGGCUCUUCAUUUCCUGGGAAAGCCAUUACCCUCAUAUGCUCGUUCUGUUGCCUAACCUGAAGCAUCGUUUGUGAAUGUCAGACGGAAUGAGGCAAAUGCUUUGUUUCUGCAAACAUACUGUACAAAGUGAAGUUUAUGUACACUUAAAACUAGAUGUUUUCAUAACCACACAGUGCUGCAGUGUUUCAAACGCUUUUUUUUCAUUUUGUGUAAAUACAGUAUGUACCCUACUUGUAUAAGAAGUGGCAAUGCCUUUUCAUUUCCAAUUUCCAAUUCUGCCCCCACUGAAGUUGAUUUUGGCACCUCAUCUUGUGUACCGAUGUCUGACUAGACAUUUUGAAACUGCAUAUUAACUUGCUGUAAAAAGAAAAAUAAACAUGUUUAUGUACAGGGGU
Notolabrus celidotus (New Zealand spotty) is the source of this 3594-nucleotide messenger RNA. RefSeq names its product transmembrane 9 superfamily member 3 (gene tm9sf3). NCBI's taxonomy places the organism in Eukaryota, Metazoa, Chordata, Actinopteri, Labriformes, Labridae. The record is from RefSeq and is a predicted model, not a curated record. Gene Ontology annotation, cellular component: membrane. Gene Ontology annotation, biological process: protein localization to membrane. The transcript is spliced from 15 exons. Bases 275 to 2038 code for a protein of 587 amino acids.